UGCAGAACAACUGCUACCUCCUGUCCUCAGAUGCUGCACCUCUAUGGGACACAAAGCCCCAGGAUAUGAAUGAAGCUUUCUAACAAAGAGCCAUAAAAUCUCCAUGGGAGGGGGGCAGUGUACCCGCAGAUGCUUUUUAUAUCCUACAGGGAAAGAAUUCACUCUGUACUCUUUAGGGAUUGCUUUUGGAUCUGUGAUGUGGAUCAGAGGAUGCUGAUACCUGGAGGCUCCCAGUCCCACCGGCAGGGUCUUUCCUCCCCACGUGGCCCUAGUUGCUGACCCCCCUACCUGCGCCAUGACUUCGUCGGACAACGAUGAGACCGGCAGCGACUUGUCCGAGUCCCUGGAGAUCCGUGAGCUGCAGGACCAGUACCUGGAGCCGGAGACCAGCUUCAAGUCCCGCAGCUUGCCCAUCCUGAACGGGCCCUGUCCGCCCGACGGGAGGCUCCGUCUGCUGGACACCACCUGUGUGGCCCUGGAGGAGAGCGCAGAGCUCCAGCUGAGGACCCCGGAGACCCCCACCUCCAGGACGGACUUCUCGCCCUCCGCCUCCAGCAUGGUGGGGCUCAGUAGCUCGGUGCCGGGUAAAAAAACGGGCUUCUCCCUGAGCCGCCUUGUCUGCACGCCGGUCAGGAGGUACGUGCGGGUGAUCCUCAGGGACUCGCGCUGCUUCCUGUUCUGCAUGUGCUACCUGACCUUCGUGCAGUCCCUGAUGGUGUCGGGCUACCUGAGCAGCGUCAUCACCACCAUCGAGAAGCGCUACAGCCUCCGAAGCUCAGAGUCCGGCCUGCUGGUCAGCUGCUUCGAUAUCGGCAGCCUGGUGGUGGUGGUCUUCAUCUCGUACUUCGGGGGCCGGGGUCAGAGGCCCCGCUGGCUGGCUGUGGGCGGCGUCGUCAUCGCGGUGGGGGCGGCGUUGUUCUCCCUGCCGCACUUCAUCUCGCCGCCCUACCAGAUCCAGGAGGUGAACUCAUCCAUGGGGCGGGAGGGCUUGUGUCAGAGCGGGAACGGCAGCGGGAGGGAGCUGGACGUCGGGUCGUGCCCCCGAGACCAGGAGGGUAACGAGCACAACCUUUACGUCACCCUGUUCAUCGUGGCUCAGAUCCUGGUGGGCAUGGGUUCCACGCCCAUCUACACCCUGGGACCCACGUACCUGGACGACAACGUGAAGAAGGAGAACGCUUCCCUCUACCUGGCCAUCAUGUACGUGAUGGGAGCACUGGGCCCUGCAGCUGGAUACCUGCUGGGGGGCGUCCUCAUCGGCUAUUACGUGGACCCCACAACAGCCGUCAACAUCGACCAGAGCGACCCACGCUUCGUGGGAAACUGGUGGAGCGGCUUCCUCCUUUGCUCCGUCGCCAUGCUCCUCGUCAUCUUCCCCAUGUUCGCCUUCCCCAAGAAGCUGCCGCCGCGCCACAAGAAGAGGAAGAAGAAAAAGAUGGGCUCGCCCGGCGACGUGUCCAGCGACGACGAGGUGAUGAAGGAGAAGACGAGCAGCAAGGAGCAGAACGUGACGUCCUCCAUGGGCUUCGGGAAGGACAUCAAAGAUCUCCCGAAGGCGGCACUCAGGAUCCUCAGCAACAUGACCUUCCUCUUCGUCAGCCUGUCGUACACGGCGGAGUGUGCUAUCGUCACCGCCUUCAUCACGUUCAUCCCGAAGUUCAUCGAGUCGCAGUUCGGGAUCCCCGCCUCCAACGCCAGCAUCUACACCGGUGUGAUCAUCGUUCCCAGUGCGGGGGUGGGCAUCGUGCUGGGGGGCUACAUCAUCAAGAAGCUGAAGCUGGGAGCGCGGGAGUCUGCGAAGCUGGCGAUGAUCUGCAGCGGCGUGUCUCUGCUCUGCUUCUCCACGCUGUUCAUCGUAGGCUGCGAGAGCAUCAACCUGGGGGGCAUCAACAUCCCGUACACCACCGGCCCGACCCUGACGAUGACCCACAGGAACCUGACAGGAAGUUGUAACGUGAACUGUGGCUGCAGGAUCCACGAGUAUGCUCCGGUCUGCGGCUCUGACGGCAUCACCUACUUCAACCCCUGUCUGGCCGGAUGCAGCUCCGUGGGCAACGAUAGCACCGGAGUCAGAAACUACACAGACUGCGGCUGCGUGCAGAGCAGACAGGUCAUCACGCCGUCCUCCGGAGGACAGGUCAACCAGCUGCAGCUCGUCAUCGUGAAAACCUACCUGAACGAGAAUGGAUAUGCCUUGUCGGGGAAGUGCGACCGCACCUGCAACACCCUCAUCCCCUUCCUCAUCUUCCUCUUCAUCGUCACCCUCAUCACCGCCUGUGCCCAGCCCUCCGCCAUCAUCGUCACUCUCAGGUCUGUGGACGAACAGGAGCGGCCCUUUGCUCUCGGGAUGCAGUUCGUCUUGCUCCGAACUCUUGCCUACAUCCCCACCCCCAUCUACUUUGGGGCUGUGAUCGACACCACCUGCAUGCUGUGGCAGCAGGACUGCGGCGUGCACGGCUCCUGCUGGGAGUACGACGUCACCUCCUUCCGCUUCGUCUACUUCGGCCUGGCCGCCAGCCUCAAGUUUGUGGGCUUCAUCUUCAUCUUCCUCACCUGGUACUCCAUCAAGCACAAGGAGGACCGAGCGGAGCUGUGGCGACAGCGCCUGCCUCCGCUGGGCACCGUCAGCGAGCUCAUCUGCCACGCCGGGGGCCACAAGAGCCACGCUCGCACCCGGUCCUGCCCGGUGUUCAUCCCGCCGCGGCCCGACCCGCCCGCCGCUCUGCUGCUGCACCGCGGCCACAGCACCCUUAGCUGCCCCGGGAAUGCCCUCAAAGCAAUAACCCCGCCCAUCCUGCUGCCGCACCACCACAGAGGCUCCGCCCACGUCUGAGGCUACGCCUUGCUCCGGCGUCCGUUGUGACACGUGCCUUCCUGUCUGUGUUUCUGCUCCACAGCUGCUGCAGGACUCUAAAGGGCUGCUCCGGACAGAAGGCUGAUGAGACCUCCCAUGGUGCUACUGGAACAGAGCGGGGCUUUACAACCUGUACAGACGAGCCGCCACCAGCCGGCCACUAAAGCACAACUCACCUGUACUAUGCAAGAUCCCUGUACAGCUCCUCCUCCCCCUCUUCCUCCCGCUCCGAACACUUCAGCCUCCCGUCUGCUGUUAUCUGGAUCUUCAGAACUUUUUGUAACAGUGCCUCUCAGGCUGUUCGGCCAGUGUACACAGCUAGCUCAAUGCUAACGCUAGCUGAAGAAAGCCAGUCUCUGAGCGACUGCUCUGUCGCUCCUCGCCUUGGUGACGUCACCAUGUAGCUUAAAGCCGACACGCAGCAAUGGUUCAGCCUUUAACCACUUCUACUCAAUCUAGAUUCCAUUACACUCUACUUUAUUACAGAGGGAAGAAGGUUUCUCUGACCAUGUGCUGAAGCUACUGGAGAAGGUUUCUGAAUAUUGGACCUACUUUGAAACGAGGACUGGUGUCUGAUCUACAGGAGGAUGCACCACUCCUGCUUGCUGAAGCUCCACAGAUGUACAUAGUAGUAUUCUCUUGGUGUAGGCUUCAGAGAAAGUAGUGCAGUGAGCAGCUUCUACCGGCAGGGGUAAUCUGAUUACUCCUGGUGUGUGGCGCCUCUGGUGGCUGCAGACAUGAUUGUGUGAAGGCCAGUGAAUGUUGCUGUGUCAGAGCUUCUGUCUGGGUUGUAAUGUUCAUUAAUAAUCACGCUCCCAAAGAUUUACUUUCUGCAGUCUGAAUCAAACGGUCUGCAAAGCGUAGUGGUUUUUAGAUUACUGUAUUUUCUUGAAUGUCUUAAGGACUGACCUCCCUUUGAAAAGUGUUUUGCUGAGACAUGGAGAGAGCCUGGUUCGUAUAGAAAGGAGGAAAAGUCUGGAGCGAGAUUUUGUAUUUGAUAUUAUCCUAAGUUCAGCUGAGUGAAAGGAGCGGAGCGUCUGCUGCAGUGGGAACGUGUUAACUUUGGGCCACGCUUGGUGGUUUUCUGGCAGUGACUCGUUUAGUAUUAUCGUGACUUAGUACCUCAGAUUAAAUUUCCAUAAUAAGUGAGCAUCGUGUAAAUAUCGGCAGAGCUAAUGACGCGUAUUAUCCAGUUAGUUAGAAGCAUAUUUAUGAACUAACAUGGCACUGCAAUUAAAAAAGUCAUUUCAGUUAACUAUUAACUAUCUACUCCAUUAAAGUUAGUGCUGCUAAUGGAAUUCUGUCCUGAUUGAAAACCAAUUAAGCCCUGAGAGGCCAGUGAGGACAUGAAUAAAUCUAGUGCUUGAUUUGAAUAUUUCUCCCAUUAGUUAAAGAUCUAAAAACAGGUGAAACUAAAGGAUUUGCCAGAAUAUUUUUUCAGUCAUUUUUAUUUAGUCCAUUCUCAUUAACAACGUGCAUUUAGUGAGUGUUAAAAAGCUGUGUAACAUGGCUUUCUUUUGGCUAUAAAUGCCUCCUUUUGGUCUUACUCAGAACACAGGGUACUCUCCACUCUUCUGUUCUUACCAAUAACAUCCUAUCCUGGCAAACCGUUUAAUUCCCCUGUUCGUAAAUCACAUCACAUUCUUUCCACGCUUGCCUCUCAGGUCUUUGUAAAUCCUCUCGUAUUUACUGAUUAUUGGUAACUGUUGAGCGUGCAUUAAGUAAAUCUGUUAUAUAUGAAGAGGAGGAAGGAGGGGAAUCGGCAGCAGCGCCACACAUGACUGCAGAACGUGCUCUGAAAGUGGAGCUCUGACGGUCUGAACUUGGCUUCUGUUCCUCAGCAGCAGAGGCCUGGUUGAUGUUUGUGAACACUUGAUUUACAGAUGCCUUGAAACUGGA
Molecule: messenger RNA, 4753 nt
Organism: Eleginops maclovinus (Patagonian blennie)
Lineage: Eukaryota; Metazoa; Chordata; Actinopteri; Perciformes; Eleginopidae
Product: solute carrier organic anion transporter family member 5A1
Exons: 10
Coding region: 296-2833 (845 amino acids)
Biological process (GO): transmembrane transport; sodium-independent organic anion transport
Cellular component (GO): plasma membrane
Molecular function (GO): protein binding
Source: RefSeq, a predicted model, not a curated record